CAAAGCUGAUAGGCUGURCACGUGGGGAAUUAUCUAAUGGUUCAAAAUAUAGGGUUUGAAAGAGCCACRACUGAUUACCAUCACCUCAGCAUGUUUCCGGUAAGGCAGCAUUAAGGGCCAUGUUUCAAACACUUCACUAGACUCCAUUAGACUAGAGCGAGUGCUUGCGAAGCGCUGUAUAGUGUCUCGCUGUAAUUGGUUUUGCUUCAAGUCUCGAACGAUGUGUAUUUUGAGUURGUGGACAUGACAAGAAAAUUGAUCUCAAACUGUAUGGGUCGCCUAACCUUGGUUUUAUUUGGUCCAACAUUUAGAAGACAACUGAGGUGUUAGUAAACAUUAAGGCUGAUCUGUUGGGCUUAUACAAUUAACGCUAAGACAAGCUUGAAGGGUUGCCUGCCCUGAGACAACAAAUUGUCGAGGGAAUGUGACACGAGAGAACACGAUGCUUCGAAAUACUUCUUAUUAACUCGCCUGAACUGGAGACUGAAAAACAACAUAGUGUACUGUACUUYGUGGCGCCUUCAAUUUGUUUGAAUGUUCUAAAGAUUCCUCAAAACAAGUUCAAAAUCCGCGCACUUGGUGAUUUCGAAAGCUCUGCAUACCAACCUUGACACUUACUWGGCUUCCUUGAGUGAAUUUUUACUCACAUCACCUUCAAAACACUGGAUGAACGUUCACUGUAUUUUACUUUCAGUAUCCAAAAAACGCUUUAUCAGCCGAGAAACAGAACGAGAGAUGUUGACGACAUGAAGAGCGACGGUCAUAUCUGGAGGCGAGUUUACUUGGCGAUAGUCGUGCUUUCAUCAAUUAAUUACGGGGAUCUGAUUUCGGCAGAUUCUAUUGGAGUCAUUGUAGAAAGAGUAACUCCUAUUCGGACGGUUCUCAGCGGUGAUGUAAACAUUUCUUUACAAAUCCCUGGAUAUCUGGUCAACGCUACUGCGCSAAGAACACUUUUUUUGACAGUCAUGGAACACCGAACUCACGUACGAUUACGAACUCUUAAGGUCGACGUGGAUYGUCAAAACCUUACAGUACAGUUACCAUGUGACUUGUUUGACCACGCUGGUCAGUACGGCUUUGCAUACAAAUUCUCUGGAAACGGGCCUACUGGAAAACUAAACACCACGUUGAGCCUCGAAUGGGGAAAGAUGACUGUAGAGGCACCGAGGAAUCACACGACUUUGACCCGCUUUGGUUAUAUUUGGGUCUAUCACGACCGCUCUUGCCUACCGAAAUCACGGCGUUACCGCGACAAAAUAAAUUUGUAUUAUCUAAAGGAAAAUCGAAAAGUGGUGAUAACRCAUCGAAUCGUACGGAAAGUAAAAAACGGCAAGCAAAAAGGCCCCASGCGAAGAAUGCGUAUGGGUUUUAGUUGUGACCUCUUUGAUAUAGCACAAACUUACUUCUUUGAAUAUGUAUCUGGGUUUAAUAACGCUUCUUUGGCAAGGAGCGAGCCUGUGUUUGUUCGUUGGAGCAAGCAUUCUCUCUACACGCCUACCAAGACUAUAUUCCCUUGCACUAACUCGUUUGUCGUUUCGUUCAACGCUCCCGAGUGUCACAAGACAACGGAUGUUAUAAGAGUUUACGAGCAAAAUUCUGGACGUUUUGUUACCGAGAGACCUGCGUUACCAGGUCACACGGCUGUGUUUUUUCCAUGUACUUUAUUCAACGACUAYAUCAAGGGAUAUUGCUUCCGUUAUGUUAGUAAAUCUACCAUGAACAGCAAUGCGGAAAGAAUACAAGCUUCGCACUGUGUUUCUACGCUUGAACCAGGAAAGUCGAUUUAUGACGGGUGGAGCUCGUGGUCUUACUGGAAUCUUUGUUCUAACUCGUGCGGAGAAGGCAGAAAAUAUCGAUACAGAUUUUGUUUGAGUUUAACCUCGUCCAAGGAUAAAAAUAAAGAGUGUGGUGGGAGAGCAGUCGAGACGAAACCCUGUGUUUUACGACCUUGUCCAGAAACAAGAAAUGCCUGUGCAUGUGGAUGCAGACUGACAGAACCCGAAGGCAUGAUCACUUCAUCACCUCAACUCUUCAAAAAACCUGGUCGUUCUCAAUGCACCUGGCGAAUAAAUGUCCCCGGCAACAAGAGAGUCAAACUGUGGUUCGACGCACUAAAAUUAGACGGUGAUUCUGUUUUCAUACGGGACGGCAAUGACUCGAGCGCGAACCUACUGGCUAAGAUUAAGGCGGACGACUACGAAGAUGCGAUCAUAUCAAGUGGGAACAGCAUGUAUAUUUAUUAUUAUCAUAAUGGAAAAUGGAUCAAUGGGACGCGGAGAGGAUUUACGGCAUCUUACAAAGUAGAAGACACUUCAGUGGCAGCAGUUUUCGCGUCUAGCAGACGAACCCUCGGAACAGCGGAAAUUUCAUUCCUCGCCAUCUUUAUCGUUGGGAUUCUUAUCAUGGGAAGCCUUCUUUUGAUCGUCUUUUUGAAACUUCGUCGUCAGCACAGGUUUUCAGCGUCCAGCGGUAGUUCUACGACAUCCGAGUCCACGAUACGAUCGGCUGGCACUCCAUCUCCACUUGAAGACGAGGCUUGCAUCAACGAACCACUGAAAUCAACCAAAGAUACCCGCACUAAGAAACCAUCGAAAGGAAAACGAGAAUACAAGGAAAGACAAAAAGAAAGAAGAGAACGACGAAAUGAAAUGACUUGUGAAGGAAAUCCCAUUCCUCGCUGCUCAUGCGCAUUAGUCUCCGAAUUCGAUUCCGGGUCCGGCACAAACUCUUACAGCGACGGCUCGCCACAAAGACACAACAGUGGUGUUUAUCGAACACUUGAAAGAACUAUAGACGACUAUACUGUCUGUGAUUGUCCAAUGUGCUUACGUCAUCAGAGAGAGUAUCAUAUUCAGGAGCCACACUUUGGUAGCCCUGAGAAAAAGUACUACGGUGACUGGAUGAUCCAGGAGUCGUAUAUGGAGGAUUCCAGGCAGAAUUACCGUAAUUCCUUUCCUCAAUAUGUUUAAAUUUUCAUGAUAGAUUUUUAAAAAGAAAUUUUGUAACGAUUUUUCUUUAUUAUGACUCGUGGUCGCCAUGUUGGUUGUAUCCAGUCCGUCUCGGUAAAGAGGCACGUGACAAUCAUGUCAGUUUCUAUGAGAAUCUGGCCUGGUUAACUUUCAAAAUGGCGGCCACUAGUACGAAAAAAUAUUGUAUAGUUCUUGGUCUUUACAAUGGGUAAUAAUUAGAUAUAUUAACAAAAUCUGCAAAGCAGAAAUAAUUUAUAUAACAAUAUUUUCUCAAGUCGUUAGGUCUUACAUGAAUAGAAAGUUUUUGUGAUAGUUUCAUAUUGUGUUCCGAGUAUUAAGACUUUUUUGGUAGUGGCUUGAUUUAAGUCGAUUCUCCAUGCAAAGGAAACGACAGACAACAAACUGAUUUGAGAUUCAUUGUCCCAUGUUCUGUACAGAGUGUGUCUCGAACUUGAUAACCCAUGAUUUCUUUAUUGAUCUAAAGGUCUUAAUUUAGAAAUAUUUUAUAAUAUCGCAAGCUCAUGACCGUUGGCGCUGAAUGGCACCAAAACUGAAUACUUCAAAUUUGCCACUCAAACUAAUCAAUAAGAAGUAUUAUCGCAUAGUAGAAUAAUAUUUCUUGCUAAAUGAUUGGCUUAUAUGCGGUCCAUAACAUACGGUAUGGACCCGCUCAAUGAAUUUGAGGUAUUAAUAUGCUUGCUUUUGAGACCCCAUCAAUCGGCCUAAGUGAUCUACGAUACAUUGGGCCUUACCAGAAACGCGGUGUUGGCAGUUGAUCAAACAAUGCUAUAGAUCACGUGAUAACUGCCAUCACAUGACCUUGUCAUCACGUGAUGAUAAAAUACUUCUUUUGUUCAAAUAAUUUAUCUAUGUUUUCAAUUUAAAAUGUUAUUGACGACUAUUUUAGCAGUUAAGUUUUAUAGCAAUUACCAUGUUUUUGAGGAAAGAGCAUUUUUCACGUGACAUCACAGCGGCCAUGUUGGUGCACCAAAACAAUACAUUUUCUAUCCUCGGGGAAUUGAACUCUAUUUUUUAUGCAAAAACGGUGCAGAACGUUUCUAUUGUUUGGUGCACCAACAUGGCUUCUAUGUCAUGUGAUUGAAAACACAAUAGGGCUAUACAGAUAUCCCUAAAUGGAAGGGGGAAUACUGGUAUUUCUAAACGAAAAGAUAUGAAUAGUAUAAUCUAAUACUGGUUAUUGACCCGUGUAAGACACAGACAUGUUUAUAUGAACAGUAGUGAAAAUAUAGAAUUAUUUAUUGAAUCGAAAAGGAAAAAGAAAAUCAAAUCCGAUGAAAUGAUCCCAUACAGCUAGGAGUUUUAUUCAAGAAAGUUUCUAAUGAUAUCAAAAAUAGCACUGUAAAUAAACGAAAUCACCUUUGUUUGUGAAUAAAUAAUAAUACGAAAUU
Molecule: messenger RNA, 4378 nt
Organism: Actinia tenebrosa (Australian red waratah sea anemone)
Lineage: Eukaryota; Metazoa; Cnidaria; Anthozoa; Actiniaria; Actiniidae
Cellular component (GO): cell periphery
Source: RefSeq, a predicted model, not a curated record